Molecule: messenger RNA, 1431 nt
Organism: Ophidiomyces ophidiicola
Lineage: Eukaryota; Fungi; Ascomycota; Eurotiomycetes; Onygenales; Onygenaceae
Gene: ssr3
Product: SWI/SNF and RSC complex subunit Ssr3
Exons: 2
Coding region: 1-1431 (476 amino acids)
Biological process (GO): regulation of transcription by RNA polymerase II
Cellular component (GO): SWI/SNF complex; nucleus
Source: RefSeq, a predicted model, not a curated record
AUGCCGGUGCCAGUGCCACAGCACAGUAUCCCCAACCCACAGGUUCUCGCCGCGCAGCAGCGACACGUCCCCCUGCAUCCAGAUUCUUCGAACCGUCGGAGUCGCAAGCCGACCGAUAAAUGCCUACCUGACGCUAUUGAAGAUGUUGCCAUUGGUGAUGGAGUUCAGCAAUAUAAGCGGCUACAGGAGAUCGAGAGAAGGCUCGAUUCUGCGAUCAUGAGGAAAAGACUCGAUAUUCAGGACUCUGUGAAUAGGAAUAUAAGAAGAUAUCGCACGAUGAGGCUGUGGGUGUCAAAUACGGUUGAGCAGCAGCCCUGGCAACAGAUUGAGGACAAUCCUGAUGUUCCACCAAGAAUCGGUACUGGCCGCUAUAAAGUGAAAAUUGAAGGACGCUUUCUCGGGGACAUGUCAGACUUUACUAGCCCAGAUGAUGAAACUACUGGAGAUCUAGAGAAAGAUUCAGAUGCGAUGGAGGAAGAGAAGCCGCCGCAGAAACAAACCAAUAGCACAAGGUCCAGUUUUGCAGUUAGAAAAAGACUGUCGCAUUUUUUCAAAACCAUAACAGUUGAGUUCGAAAAACCCUCCGAGCCUGGAGUAGCGGAUUUGGCUACAAUUGUCUGGAACAAGCCACCUUUACUGCCAAACCCAAUAAACCCGUCUCCCGUCUCCGAUUUCGACUCGUUACAGUUUUCACGAGCAGCUGAGGUCAACAUCAACGGUUUUAUAACAAUGACAAGAGACGAGAAUCCAGAACGGUAUCUGUUGAGUAAGGACCUAGCAUCGAUACUUGACGUGGAAGAGGAAUCCCGUGCUGGUAUCAUUAUCGGGCUUUGGGAAUACAUUAAAGCCGCCGGUCUCCAGGAGAUUGAAGAGAAACAAGCUGUCGCGUGCAACGAACGUCUAAGAGCGGUUUUUGGAAGAGACAAGAUCUACUUCCCCGCAAUCCCCGAACUCAUUGGACCACACUGCACCCCCCUUCCUCCUAUCAAAAUUCCCUUCACAAUUCGCGUCGACAAAGAAUUCCAUGAUAAUCCCGUUCCUGCAAUCUAUGACAUUCGCCUUGCUGUUGAUGAUGUAAUGCGUCGAAGAAUGGUUCGACUCACUGCAGCAACGGAGUUUCCAUCGAUGCUCCGACAAGUCUCUAAGCUAGACGACCAGCUUGCCCUCGUAAUCCAGGCCCUUCACCACUCCAAGGCCAAGCAUUCUUUCUUUAUUAACCUGAGUAAGGACCCCGUGCAUUUCAUCAAGCGAUGGUUCCUUAGCCAAAGACGUGAUCUGGAAAUUAUUCUGGGAGAAUCUGCGAAGGCGGGUCGUACGGAUCCUGAUGCCCCUGAGUUUAGGAGAGGAGGGUCGGGCAGCGCUUGGGACACACCCAUCGCGAAGGAAGCUGUUCGAUAUAUGCUAUCUAGGCCCACCCACGUGGGAAGGUGA